Molecule: messenger RNA, 1391 nt
Organism: Brienomyrus brachyistius
Lineage: Eukaryota; Metazoa; Chordata; Actinopteri; Osteoglossiformes; Mormyridae
Product: microfibril-associated glycoprotein 4-like
Exons: 5
Coding region: 306-1025 (239 amino acids)
Biological process (GO): elastic fiber assembly
Source: RefSeq, a predicted model, not a curated record
UGUCCAUUACAAGGGUAAACAGGGGAAAGAUCUGAUCGGUUUUAAUCGUCACGAGCAAAUGGCCCAUGUAAAAUAGGUCACCAACCCGAUAAAGGACACGGGUCUAGAACUUCCCAGCAGGGGUUGAAAGGCUACUUAUUGAUCUCUCACUACGUUGGGGGUCAAAGGGACUAAUCAUUUACACACUGAAAGACUGGGAGCCAAGGAGUGCGUCCACUGGCACAUUUUUAAAUACAUUUAAAAAAAAAAAAACGGAUCACAACCAACUCCAGAUGACGCAGCACUGAAUAAUCCAUGAAGGAAGAAUGAAGAUCCUCAUACUGAUGGUGCUGGUACCAGUGGCAGUCCAGUCCAUCAUGUUCCAGCCUCUGGACUGUGCAGACAUUUACAACGCUGGCUUUAACAUCAGUGGGGUCUACAGGAUUUAUCUGGCUGGGCCCAGCUCCCCCCUCUACGUUUACUGUGACAUGGAAACCGAUGGAGGGAAGUGGACGGUGUUCCAGAGAAGGAUGGACGGCACUGUGAACUUCUACAGGGGCUGGGAUCAGUACAAGAGUGGAUUCGGUGAUGUAAAGACAGAGUACUGGCUGGGUUUAGAGACCAUCCAUCUCCUCACUCUGAAGAAGAGGUACGAGCUGAGAGUGGACAUGGAGGACUUCCAGGGAGCCAAGGUCCAUGCCAAAUACUCCUCCUUCUCAAUUUCUCCUAAAGCAAUCAAUGCUGAAAGUGAUGGAUACACACUCCAUGUUAGUGGAUUCAAAGAUGGUGGAGCAGGAAAUUCCCUAGAUUCUCACAACAACCAGAAGUUCUCCACCUUUGAUCGAGAUCAGGAUCCUUACUCUAGCAACUGUGCACUGGACCAUCUGGGAGGGUUCUGGUAUAACCAGUGUCACACUGCAAACCCAAAUGGUAUUUACAUGUGGGGGGCAGUGGACACCCGUGCACUAAGUUGGUAUCACUGGAAGUCGAGCUACUACUCUAUGAAGGCCAUCGCUAUGAAGAUGAGGCCAGUGAAUCUCCCCUGAGGAGCACCUGAAAUACUCAGGGACUGAAGCUGACACUAUCUGUCAAAUCAAGAGUCUGUACCUAUAUAAGCAUACAUUCCAACUGUAACCAAAUACAUUUGUGUGUUUGUAAAUUCUAAAGCCUAACAAGUAUACUGAAGUUAUCAAUAUAAUGAUGUUAAUUUAGUUAUUUCCCGUAAUGAACAAUUCAUCCGGGUGUGGGCUGUUUACUGCACACACAAGCCCCACUUUGCUAGCAUGUUUUCCUGUAAAGAGGACACUUCAUCUGAAAUAUCUACACCUGCCUUACAACAGCACCAAACCGCUCUGGUAAUUUAAUCAUGUGAUUCACAUGUUUUAAAUGAUAUUAAAAUACGUACAACACUU